UGUUUGUUACGUAUUUUCAGGUAUAUAAGAUGGCUACAAAAUGGGGAAUAGCCAGCUCUGGUCUAAUCAGUCAUGAUUUCGUGAACGCAAUAUCAAUCCUUCCGGCCUCAGAUCACCAGGUUGUAGCGGUUGCCGCUAGAGGUCUAGAGUCGGCUCAAAAAUUUGCAAACACUUUCAAGAUUCCUAAAGCUUAUCAGGGAUAUGACAGUCUUGUAUCUGACCCUGAGGUUGAAGUAGUUUAUAUCGGAGCUACUAACCCUGCACAUUUCCCUAUUGCUAAACUAAUGUUGGAGGGUGGGAAGCAUGUACUCUGUGAGAAGCCCCUGUGCAUGAACAUGAAGGAGACUACUGAAUUGGUUGAACUUGCACGUCAAAAGAACUUGUUUUUAAUGGAGGCUAUUUGGAGUAGGUGUCUACCAGCCUACCAGGCGGUGGAGAAUGAGAUCAAGAAAGGAACUAUCGGAGAAGUUAAGAACGUUUUUGUUACUUUUGGGAAAAAGAUAGAAGCUACCAGACUUCACACCAAGGAACUGGGAGGUGGAACUGUGUUGGACCUUGGAGUGUACUGUGUACAGCUGGCUUCCCUAGCGAUGGGAAAGGUUGCCCCUAAAAAGGUGAUCGCUGGAGGUCAUCUCGGUCCCGGAGGAGUUGAUGAAAGUACAUCUGCAACCGUGCUUUACAGUGGGAAUCGAACCGCCACCCUUGUAACCAGCAGUCAAGUUGAUUUACCCGACGAAGCUUAUAUAGUUGGAACCAAAGGAACUAUCAAGGUUUGCUAUCCAAUGUGGACUCCUACAGAGAUCGAGACCCCUGGAGGAACACAAAGCUGGGUUCUUCCCACUGGAAACAUUUUACCCUUUAACUACGGGAACGGUGGGAACAUGACGUUCGAGGCUCAGCAUGUCCGGGAAUGUUUACUGGAUGGACUGAAAGAGUCUCCUUUGAUUAGUCUAGAUGAAACUCUGAUCAUAGCGCAGAUAAUGCAGGAUAUUCGGACCCAGGCGGGAGUAGUCUAUCCUCAGGACGGAUAAAUUGAUAAAUUGUUUGUUAAUUUUCUGGUAUUUAGUCAACCGUUAGAAUUUUGAUUAAGUUUGAUUCAUUGUUGUUUUUGAUUGAAAUUGAUUGUGAUAUUAUAUUUAGACUUUUAAGAGUUUAUACCCACUACCUAGUCGACAACUAAAUCCCUGGUGAAUUGAAUUGAAAUUAUCUCUAGAUUUAUAUUUUUAUACUAGACAAAAUAUGUGCUGCUGCAUUAUUUUGAAAUAUGUAACGGAAAUAUUGUUUUUAUUACAGA
This is a messenger RNA of Eurytemora carolleeae, 1294 nucleotides long. Its product is annotated as trans-1,2-dihydrobenzene-1,2-diol dehydrogenase. Lineage: Eukaryota; Metazoa; Arthropoda; Copepoda; Calanoida; Temoridae. Gene Ontology annotation, molecular function: nucleotide binding. The record is from RefSeq and is a predicted model, not a curated record. The coding region runs from base 30 to 1031 and encodes 333 amino acids. The transcript has a single exon.